AAGUCAAUUCAAGGACAAUAUCAACGUAGUGGAGUUUAAGCUUUGUAUUUCUCCAACCAAAAACCCAGCUUUUAAAGGUAUCACCAAUGGAUUACUCAACUGUCUUCAGGCUAUCUUCUGUUCCACCAUUUUUAGGAGUAAUACCAAAACCAAACAACGGAAAAUAUAUCCCUUCAAGGCCAUGGCCGCGCAGAACUUCUCAGUCUACGCGUGUCGUCUGCAGCAAGAUGUUUGUCCCUGGAUUUGGAGAAGCAUCUCCAGAGGCAAAGGCAGCCAAGAAUCUUCACCAUUUCUUCACAUACAUUGCAGUUAAAAUAGUUGCUUCCCAGCUUCAGAGCUAUAACCCAGAAGCACACCAGGAUUUAAUGGAAUUCUUGAAUACACACUCCUUAAGUGAUGGAGACAAGUUUUGUGCAGACUUGAUGAGAGAAUCCUCCAAGCAUAAAAGUUUAGCACUACGAAUUCUUGAGGUUCGGUCAGCUUACUGCAGCAACGACUUUGAGUGGGACAACUUGGAGCGGUUAUCAAUGAAGAUGGUAAACGAAUCAAACACGCAGCUCAUGAGGGAAUAUGUCCAAGAAACUAGUCAUGUCGAGAGCUAGGAGCAAAACAGCUAUUCUAGUAUAAUCACAAAGGCCAGCACACUAAGACGUAAGAACGGAGUUCAUUUAUAAGAGCUCAAAGAUUUACAAGUUUUCAAGGCAUGUACACAAAGAAUCCAAUUUGAUAUGUAUAUUUUGUAAAUUUCAUCAGCAAACUUGGACGAUUUUAGUUGUAAUAUGAACAAUUCAAAUUGUUGGUGAUGUUUGCUGGUAGGAGAAAAUUUAUACAUGUAAAACUCAUA
Molecule: messenger RNA, 844 nt
Organism: Amaranthus tricolor (Joseph's coat)
Lineage: Eukaryota; Viridiplantae; Streptophyta; Magnoliopsida; Caryophyllales; Amaranthaceae
Product: chaperonin-like RBCX protein 1, chloroplastic
Exons: 6
Coding region: 87-602 (171 amino acids)
Biological process (GO): ribulose bisphosphate carboxylase complex assembly
Molecular function (GO): protein folding chaperone
Source: RefSeq, a predicted model, not a curated record